GAUAAAUAAAGGAGAAAAGAAAGGGCUGUGGAUCUGAAGGCGAGCAUGGAGGUUAAUGUCAUCAUGAUGAUCUUAGUUUUAGGAGCAGGGUUAUGGGACAUGGAAACUGAAGCAGUGACAGAAACAGAAGAGGAAGGACAAGACAUUGAAAUUACAUGUUCACACUCUAACGCUAUUGGCAACGGCAAAUAUUUCUGCAAAGGAGAUUGUAGAAAUAAAGACGUCCUUAUACACACGGCGGACAAGGUUCCAAAUGGGAAAUACAGCAUCAGAGAUGAAGGCAACACGUUUUAUGUGACCAUCUUUAAACUGACUAUAAAUGACUCAGGGCUUUACUGGUGUGGAAUAGACAGAGUUGGUCGGGACACGUACAAUCGAGUGGACCUCAUAGUCACAAAGCGAACUCUAACACAAGAAAAUCCAUCCAAGGCAUUUGGGUCCCAUAUGUCAUCCACCAUGAAGCUGUUGUAUGUCGGGGCCAGUCUUGGAGUGCUUGUGUUGGGUCUGGUGAUUGGCCUCAUAAUAUUUAUCAAACAUCGAAAAAGAGACAAAGACAGCCAAUCUACCGGUAUGAGACAAAUGAACAAAACAAACAACAUUCCAGGUCAUAAGGAUGAGGCCACAGGAUAUUAG
Molecule: messenger RNA, 633 nt
Organism: Sphaeramia orbicularis (orbiculate cardinalfish)
Lineage: Eukaryota; Metazoa; Chordata; Actinopteri; Kurtiformes; Apogonidae
Product: transmembrane domain-containing protein TMIGD3-like
Exons: 5
Coding region: 46-633 (195 amino acids)
Cellular component (GO): plasma membrane
Molecular function (GO): transmembrane signaling receptor activity
Source: RefSeq, a predicted model, not a curated record